AUGGACCUGAGCGCCGCCGCCGCGCUGUGUCUCUGGCUGCUGAGCGCCUGCCGUCCCCGCGACGGGCUGGAGGCUGCAGCGGUGCUCCGAGCGGCGGGUGCAGGACCAGCCUGGAGCUCCCGGGGCGGCGGCGGCGGACGGACCCUCGUCCCAGCUCGGAGGAACGGCUCGGUGGUACCUCACCAUUUCAUGAUGUCGCUUUACCGGAGCCUGGCUGGGAGGGCUCCAUCCGUGGCAGCCUCGGGGCACGGCCGCGCAGACACGAUCACCGGCUUCAUAGACCACGCGACUCAAGAGGAAUUGCCGACCGAACCCGGCCAGAGCUUUCUCUUCGAUUUAUCCAGCCUCCCCGACGCGGACGAGGUAGUGAGUGCUGAGCUGCGCGUGCUGCGCCGGAGGUCUCCAGAGCCAGACCCGGACAGUGAGACCCUCCCUCCGCUGUUGCAGCUGUCCUCGUGCCCCGACGUGACCCACACAUCCCACCUACUGCACUCGCGGACUGCCGAACCCCUAGAAGUUGCGCGCUGGGAAGAGUUCGAUGUGACGGAAGCGGUGCAGAGCCUCCGUCGCGAGCCGCGCACCUCCCGCAAGUUCUGCCUGGUGUUGCGCGCAGUGACUGGCACCGGGAGCAGCCCGCUGGUCUUGCGACGACUGGGCUUUGGCGGUGGUACUGGCGACGGUACUGCUGCGGAGGAGCGUGCGCUGUUGGUGAUCUCCUCCCGUACACAGAGGAAAGAGAGUCUCUUCCGGGAGAUCCGCGCCCAAGCCCGCGCGCUCCGGGCAGCCGCAGAGCCGCCACCGGAUCCGGGACCAGGCGCUGGGUCUCGGAAAGCAACCCCAAGCGGACGUAGGCGUAGGCGGACCGCGCUGGCAGGGACGCGGGGAGCACAGGGCAGCGGCGGAGGUGGCGGCAAGGGCCAUGGGCGCAGGGGCCGGAGUCGGUGCAGCCGCAAGCCUCUGCACGUGGACUUUAAGGAACUGGGCUGGGACGACUGGAUCAUCGCGCCAUUAGACUACGAGGCGUAUCACUGCGAGGGCGUUUGUGACUUUCCUUUGCGCUCGCACCUGGAACCCACCAACCACGCCAUCAUUCAGACUUUGCUCAACUCCAUGGCACCCGACGCGGCGCCAGCCUCCUGCUGCGUGCCCGCACGCCUCAGCCCCAUUAGUAUCCUCUAUAUCGAUGCCGCCAAUAAUGUGGUCUACAAGCAGUACGAGGACAUGGUGGUGGAGGCCUGCGGCUGCAGGUAG
Chionomys nivalis (European snow vole) is the source of this 1251-nucleotide messenger RNA. RefSeq names its product growth/differentiation factor 7-like. Gene Ontology annotation, cellular component: extracellular region. The record is from RefSeq and is a predicted model, not a curated record. Gene Ontology annotation, molecular function: cytokine activity; growth factor activity. Gene Ontology annotation, biological process: SMAD protein signal transduction; BMP signaling pathway. The coding region runs from base 1 to 1251 and encodes 416 amino acids. NCBI's taxonomy places the organism in Eukaryota, Metazoa, Chordata, Mammalia, Rodentia, Cricetidae. The transcript is spliced from 2 exons.